AUGGAGCUGUUCUAUGAGAAAAUCGAUAAACAUAUCGAAAAUUUAAGUGAGAAAUUUCGGUGUAAGUUUGUUAUCACGAAAGUGGUUUAUAACGACAUCGUGUUGGUGCUGAAAGAUGGUUCCGGUGAGGCCCAGUUUAAAUUUUGGGUUUUCAAGCACUUUAAAUUGGUGACUAUUGGAGAAUUACAAGUUGUGUAUGGCAAAAAAUCAAAUAAUCCGGUAAUAACUUAUGAACAGUUAUACGCAACGAUUAAAGAAUGCCAUGAAAGAGUAGGACAUCAUGGACGUGAUAAGACAUGGAAUGAGGUGAAGCAGCAGUAUUGUUGGAUUCCAUUUGAUGUAGUGGUGAUUUUUCUUUCGCUGUGUGAUGUAUGCUCGAAUCGAAAAGGAUUUCCAAAGCCAAUAACUGAUAAGCCUAUUGUUUCAAUUGGUUAUCUCACACGGUUACAAAUAGAUUUAAUCGACAUGCGAAGUGUUCCUGAUGGUGAAUUUAAAUGGAUCCUUCAUGCUAAGGAUCAUUUCACGAAGUAUUCAUGGACGUAUCCUCUUAAAACAAAGGAAGCUCAACCUGUAGCUGAAACUCUACUUCAGCAAUUCUAUGCUUUUGGACCUCCGAGGAUAUUGCAAUCAGAUAACGGGAAGGAGUUUGUAGCGCAAGUCAUCAAAGAUUUGAAAAAUAUCUGGUCGGAUUUGGUAAUCAUUAAUGGCAGACCCCGUCACCCCCAAACACAAGGUUUAGUGGAAAGAGGCAAUCAAACUUUAGAAGCAGCAUUAGGAAAAUGGAUGCAAUCUAAAGGUUCAUCUGAAUGGUCUAAAGGAUUAGCACCGGUUGCCUAUGCAAUCAAUACUAGUGAAGCUCAGACGAUCGGCAAAACGCCGUAUGAGGUCGUAUUUGGUCAAAAGCCUCGUUCCGACUUCGAAAUGUGGAAGUUAUUGAGUGAAAAUGGCAUAGAAGAUGAGGAAAAGCUUCCAAGAGAAAUUAUGGAAGCCUUAAAUGAAAAUGUUUGCAGUGAACUUGUAACUGUUAAUCCUACUCAAGCUGUUGCUGAGGUACCUGCAGGUGUUUCUAUCUCUACUGCAAAUAAUAUAACCUCACUAACUAAUGCCACCAUAUCACCUAAUUCAAUAGCUGGUGUUGAAGCAUCUGAAUCCAUAUCACCAUCGAAUUUCGAAUCAAAUAAAGAAAAAGACACAGAAGAAAAUGAAGUUGCUAAAUGUUGUGCUGAAAUAGAUCAUGAAGAAGUUGUAUGCUUUUCGACUUUGGCUUCAACUAAUAGUAUAGAUAACAAUAGUGCUGAGGAUGACAGCUCAGUAAUUAGCAGACAUAAACAGAUAAGAGAUGAAGCAGAAGAAUGCUACAUGCAAUCAAUUGCGAAAAGACAAAAGAAAUAUGAUGAGACUAUCAAGUUAAGACAAUACCAACUUGGAGAUGUAGUCGGUCUGAAGAUCGAUAAAGUCGACAGAACCAACACGACACCGAAAAUUUUACCAUGCAAGGUUAUUUCAAUACAAUCAUCAAACGAUAAUACGAACAUUUAUCAUCUCUGCACCACAAAAUGUAUUCUGUCUACAAAAUACACUGCUCCUGAUCUUAUUGAUUUAACCAAAUGCAAUUUUUCUGAAUUACGAGCUAUUGAUUCACAAACAUUACCAUUACAAACAUUUAUUCAAGCUUGUAAGGAUUAUGUUAGUACCGGAUCUAAUCCAGUAGUUGAAGCAUGUACCUGCAAUGGAAAUUGUGCUACAAAAAAGUGCCCAUGUAAAGCAGCUAAAGUGCAAUGUGCUUCAAAGUGUCAUCCUGCCAAAAAACAGCCUUGUUCAAAUAUCUAA
This is a messenger RNA of Rotaria socialis, 1830 nucleotides long. The record is from the annotation of a GenBank genome assembly. NCBI's taxonomy places the organism in Eukaryota, Metazoa, Rotifera, Eurotatoria, Philodinida, Philodinidae.